Molecule: messenger RNA, 2449 nt
Organism: Cynoglossus semilaevis (tongue sole)
Lineage: Eukaryota; Metazoa; Chordata; Actinopteri; Pleuronectiformes; Cynoglossidae
Gene: tacr3a
Product: tachykinin receptor 3a
Exons: 5
Coding region: 831-2075 (414 amino acids)
Biological process (GO): G protein-coupled receptor signaling pathway; positive regulation of flagellated sperm motility
Cellular component (GO): sperm midpiece; plasma membrane
Molecular function (GO): tachykinin receptor activity
Source: RefSeq, a predicted model, not a curated record
UCUCGGCUGGACUGAUUGGGUUUAGUCGGCGGUGGAUGGAAGGUCGUAAACGUUAAGACUGGUGAUGUUUCCACUGCACUUGAGGCUUUGUAAGCAGAUGGAGGAGGUUGAAGUGAUGUAAAAUGUAGGAUGUCUGGAGGCGACCUCAGCCUGUUAGUGGAGAAUGUGACUCUAGCAGAGGAGGGGAGAGAACAUUCCCCUUCUCUCUGGUACAGCCACGUGAGCAUGAUCUAAGAUCUUAAUAUAAUUGUAAAACCAACCCACCUGAAGAUCGUGAGACGCACAUACGUUGUUUGCUGUUUGCUAUAUUUCAAUAUCCUGUUUGUGGCUCCUUUGAAAUGCUACGAAUAGAAGAGGGAGGAGUGGGGGGAGAGGGGGGGAUAAAGGUGCGCCGUGCGCGCUGAAUGAUUACACCCCACUGAGUGUGUGGAAAGGCUUCAUCUGUUAUUCAUGAAGUUUUAAACAGCAGCUACAACUAUCAAUCAAUCCUUUCGCCGUUUGUGCCACUUCUGCGUCACUGAGUGCGCACGGCGUCCUGCCUGAUGCUGAUGCUGAUGCUGCUGCUGCGAGAGAGGAGAGAGAGAGGCUGUGCGCUCACAUCCACAGACAUUCAACAGGCGAUGCUGAAUUGUUGCGACCUGUUGGUUUUCUCUCGGGUAUUUAAUGAUAAGAGCGACCAAGAAGCGGCUGUGAACAGGUGUGAACACAGGUGAACGCCUUUUACACGGUCGUUAUGCCUUUUUACGCACACCCUGUGCCACUUCUGUAGUGUUGGACUUCACAGUGAUCGUACAGAAUUUUCUUUCCCACUGCACAGUAAGGACAGGAGGAUGGCGACUCCACAUAACGGAUCCAACAUCACAUCCAACUAUACCAGCAAGUUUGUCCAACCGCCGUGGCGCAUCGCCCUGUGGUCCGUCGCCUACAGCGCAGUUCUGGCUGUAGCCGUGUUUGGAAACGUCAUCGUCAUAUGGAUCAUUUUGGCUCACAAAAGGAUGAGGACUGUGACCAACUACUUCUUAUUGAACCUGGCGUUUUCGGACGCGUCCAUGGCCGCGUUCAACACUUUGAUAAACUUUAUCUACGCCGCCCACGGAGAGUGGUACUUUGGGGAGGCUUACUGCAAAUUCCACAACUUCUUCCCGGUCACGUCCGUGUUCGCCAGCAUCUACUCCAUGAGUGCGAUAGCGGUGGACAGGUACAUGGCCAUCAUCCACCCUCUGAAGCCUCGUCUGUCAGCCAAAGCCACCACAGGAGUUAUCGUUUGUAUCUGGAGUUUGGCUGUGGUUCUGGCCUUUCCUCUCUGCUACUUCUCUACCAUUCAAACUCUGCCUGGACCUCGCAACAGAACCCUCUGCUACGUGGCCUGGCCUCACAAGGCCAGUGACGCAUUCAUGUAUCACAUCAUAGUGACAGUUCUGGUCUACGCGCUGCCUUUAGUGGUGAUGGGCAUCACUUACACUAUAGUGGGGCUGACGCUGUGGGGAGGGGAGAUCCCCGGAGACUCAUGUGAUAACUAUCACGGCCAGCUCCAGGCUAAGAGGAAGGUGGUGAAGAUGAUGAUAAUUGUGGUGGUGACCUUUGCCCUGUGUUGGUUGCCUUAUCACAUCUACUUCAUUGUGACGGGUCUCAACAAGCAGCUGAACAGGUGGAAGUACAUCCAGCAGAUUUACCUGUCAGUGAUGUGGCUGGCAAUGAGCUCCACCAUGUACAACCCCAUCAUCUACUGCUGCCUCAACAGCAGGUUUCGCGCUGGCUUCAAGCGAGCUUUUCGUUGGUGCCCAUUCAUCAAGGUGUCAAGCUACGAUGAGCUGGAACUGCGCUCUACGCGGCUGCACCCCACACGCCAGAGCAGCAUGUACACACUCUCACGGAUGGAUACCACCAUGGUGGUUGUUUACGACCCCUCUGAGAAUGAUGGUCCAGGUGGGGGCUCCAGCAGGAAGCAUUCUCUUUCAUCGAAGAAAAGGAGUUACACCACCACACGUCACGCCGGGGUCGCCAGGUGCAGCAGUGCCAGUGUGAACACACAAAAUGGAGAAGCAGCCAAUCCUCAGCCUGAGCAGUUCUCCUGAAAAGUCCACACCAACCUGUGUAGAAAAAUAUCACAUUUAACACCGUGAAGUAGAUUUCUCUCAUGAAUUUCAAGUUUUACUGAACGUCCACACUUACAGCUGGAUGAGACGAUUAUUGAUUUUGGUGUAAUGAAGAAUAUUGAUUUUUUUUUAAGAUAUGUUGUGGCCAGGAUUACAGAACAGUCUCCGUGGACACAGUCCCAAAGGCUCAAUAUGCCACAGACCGUCUGUAUAAUGAAACACUCCUCAGUGCUGAUCUUGAUCCCUGAGCUGCAGUGAUCUCAUUUGUUUUGACUGAUCAUUAAUGACAUGGUCAAGUUGCUCAUAUGUAUUUUACCCAAUUAAUUUUCCCGCGACAAUGUAUCGAAACUUCU